Messenger RNA from Chrysochloris asiatica (Cape golden mole), 501 nucleotides. RefSeq names its product succinate dehydrogenase complex assembly factor 2 (gene SDHAF2). Gene Ontology annotation, cellular component: mitochondrion. Lineage: Eukaryota; Metazoa; Chordata; Mammalia; Afrosoricida; Chrysochloridae. The record is from RefSeq and is a predicted model, not a curated record. Gene Ontology annotation, biological process: protein-FAD linkage; tricarboxylic acid cycle; mitochondrial respiratory chain complex II assembly. The transcript has 4 exons. Bases 1 to 501 code for a protein of 166 amino acids.
AUGGCAGUUCCCACAGUGUUCCCGGCUCUAGCUCGGGUGCUUGCUCUGUCAAGAUGCAGCCUAGCUUCUCCUUUGCUCAGCGCGACAUCAUUCCGACGCUUUUACCGAGGUGACAGUCCAACAGAUUCCCAAAAAGACCUGAUUGAGAUCCCUUUGCCUCCAUGGCAGGAACGAACUGAUGAGUCCAUAGAAACCAAAAGAGCCCGCCUGCUCUACGAGAGCAGAAAGAGAGGGAUGUUGGAGAACUGCAUCCUCCUUAGCCUCUUUGCUAAAGAACAUCUGCACCAAAUGACAGAGAAGCAGCUCAACCUCUAUGACCGCCUGAUUAAUGAACCCAGUAAUGACUGGGACAUAUACUACUGGGCCACAGAAGCAAAACCUGCCCCAGAAAUAUUUGAAAACGAAAUCCUGGCGCUGCUGAGGGACUUUGCUAAAAACAAAAACAAAGAGCAGAGAUUGCGCGCCCCGGACCUCGAGUACCUGUUUGAAAAGCCCCACUGA